Molecule: messenger RNA, 1852 nt
Organism: Nymphaea colorata (pocket water lily)
Lineage: Eukaryota; Viridiplantae; Streptophyta; Magnoliopsida; Nymphaeales; Nymphaeaceae
Product: galactoside 2-alpha-L-fucosyltransferase-like
Exons: 1
Coding region: 12-1598 (528 amino acids)
Biological process (GO): cell wall biogenesis; xyloglucan biosynthetic process
Cellular component (GO): Golgi apparatus; membrane
Molecular function (GO): galactoside 2-alpha-L-fucosyltransferase activity
Source: RefSeq, a predicted model, not a curated record
UCUGUGAAAAGAUGUUUCACUUCAUAAUUUUGAUGCUAAUUGCGUGUUCUCUCAAACUGCCCAUUGGCCGUGGCGGUGAUAGCCCCUACCCAACAGAGUUCAGGCACACCCUCUCCAACCUCUCUCAGGAGAAUAUCCGUCACUGCACAUCGCUGCCUCCAACUGAACGCCUUGUAUGUGAGCUAGAAGGUGCCAUUGAUGCCCAAGGCCACCCGACCACCAAUGCCAAGAACACCAACCCGCCUGCUCAGCCGCCUCCUGCUAAAGAGUCAUGUAAGUUCAGGGAAGACAACAUCUACACUCUUUAUCCUCACUCCAUGCCUCAAUCCCCUGUACUGAACAGAGUGUUGGAGAAGUAUGUAGCCAUGCACAGGCGCUGCAGGGACAUAGAUUUUGCAAGCCUCGAUGAUGUCUAUACUUCUUCUAGGAGACCCAUCUGCCGAUACCUGAUCUGGAGACCCAGCGGCUAUGGAUUCGGCAACCGGCUCUUGGCCCUGAUCUCCUCCUUCCUCUACGCAGUAAUGUCUGCAAGGGUGCUAUUAAUUGACUACCCAGAAUGGGAUCACCUCUUCUGCGAGCCCUUCUUGGGCUCUAGCAUCCAACUGCCUGCUCGAACCAAGCUCAACCAAGUUCUGGGCGAGUGGUAUAUACAAUUUCGCGAUGCUCGUUGCGGAUUGAAUAGUUCUAACAAAAUCUGCAACACAACUGUGGUGAAUCUGCGUCUGGAUCAUGUAACUGGCCUGCGUGAAUACGAGUCAGUUGCUUGUCCAAUGGGCUAUUCAAGGGUCAGGAACAUUGAAUUUUUGACGAUGAGGGAGUGCAACCAGUACCUGGUGCCUGGCUUCUACCUCAACCCUGUGCUUUCUCCUCUGCUCGAAGUCCUCUUCCCUCAAAGGAACGCAUUCCAUUUGCUGUCAAGGUUUCUCCUGGUACCAAGCGACGCCAUGUGGGCUUCAAUCAGACCCUCUUUGGAUAUUCAGGCCAGUAGGAGAGUCGGAGUUCAGAUAAGGGAAUUCGUUGGGAGGUAUACAACUGCUUAUGAUGGAAACGUGAUUGAGUGCAUCAAGAAGAAGGGAGGGUUUCUACCAAAGAAGUUCCGGAAGCGGCGGGUUCACUCCGGCGAGUACUGCGGCGUCUACGUGGCCACAUUGUUGAGGCGUCACUUGGAAGCGGUGAACUCUAGCUUGAAGGCGUUGGUAGUGGAGACAGGGAAGGAGUUCAGGUUCAACCAUCAGAGGUUGGAUGGGAGGGAGGUACAUGACAGGAAGCACGAAGCAGAGGCAUUGGUUGAUAUGUGGGUACUGAGCAUGAGCAAUGUCCUGGUGACCAGCCAGGACUCCAGCUUUGGUUACAUUGCAACUGGGGUGGGUGGCGUUGUUCCAAAUUUUCUUGAUAUGGAGGAAGGGAAAGGCUGUUUCAUGGGGCUGGGUGUGGAGCCCUGUUUUCAUGCCGCACCAAAGAAUCUCCGAUGUGCGCAAGACGAGGCUGUGGCAUUCAGCCUGCAAGAAAUAGUAGAGAAAAAUACUUCAAUAGUGAAGGUCUGCAACGACAGGCCACGGGGUUGGACGUUGCUGCCACCAACUGUUUCCAAAAUCUAAUCAUCUAAAAGAUUGAACCCAAGGAUAUGAAGCGGUUUCGAUCUAAGAUAGCUAAACACUUGGUGAUUCAGUGGGAAACGGAUCUGGUGCAGAAAAAAAUUGGCAAAAGCUUCAUGUCAUGUUCAACCUGCUUUCAUUUGCCAUUGAUAGGCUUGAAUGUUGUUGUAAAUGUAUUCCGUAUACGAGAAUGUUAUAAUGAAAAAACGCAUAUAGCGGUUAAGUUAUUAAAUGUACGGAAACGUUGGUAACUGAUU